GUUGAGGGUCACCACUAACCAUUGUUGGUCUCUUUCUGUCAGAUGCUUCUUUGUUUUUUUCCACCUUACAGGUGAAAAGAAGACAUAACACAAAGACAAAGGUAAAGGACAUCAAUGGCGGAACUCAUGGCCAUGGGAGAUGAUGUUGUCCAUGUUGCUGUGAAGAACGAUGUCAAAGAGAGCAGAUCAACUCUGGUUUGGGCUUUGAGGAACCUUGGUGCCAAGAAAGUCUGCAUCCUCCAUGUUUAUCAGCCAAAAACUGCUUCUCCUGCUGCACGUAAGCUUGAAGAACUGGAGGCUAUCAUGUACGAGACAUUACAUGAUUAUUUUGACAUCUGUCAACAAGAAGGGGUGAAUGAGGACGACAUUUACAUAUCGUGUAUAGAGAUGAACGAUGUGAAGCAGGGGAUAUUAGAACUCAUCCAUGAAAGCAAAAUCAAGAAGCUCGUUAUGGGAGCUGCAUCAGACCAUCAUUAUUCAGAGAAGAUGUUCGAUCUCAAGUCCAGAAAGGCCAAGUACGUAUACCAACACGCGCCUAGCUCCUGCGAAGUUACGUUUAUGUGCAAUGGACAUCUCAUCUACACAAAGGAAGCCAAUCUUGAAGACCGUGUGGAUGAAACAGAAGCCGAAGCUGGACAAUGGAAACCGAAGCUCUAUUCAUCUGCUUCACCAAAAUGCUCGGCAGAAUUGGUCUCUGCAAUUGUAGCUUACAUUGACACAAGGAGAGACAGGGACAUGUUAGAGCCAACUUCAUCAGAGGAUCAAUCUGAAAGCGACAGGAAUGAUCAACUGUAUAGACAACUUAAGCAAGCACUUAUUGAAGUUGAGGAAUCGAAAAGAGAAGCGUACGAAGAAUGUGUCAGGCGGUUUAAAGCUGAAAAUACAGCCGUUGAGGCCAUCCGCAAAGCAAGAGAGUAUGAAGCAAUGUUCAAUGAGGAAACGAGGCUAAGGAAAGAAGGUAAAGAGGCAUUGGCAAAACAAAAGAAAAUGGUGGAGAAGACUAAACAAGAGAGGGACGACGCGCUUAUCAUCAUUCUUAACGGAAGAAAGCUAUACAGUGAGGAAGUGAGACGCAGAGUUGAAGCUGAAGAGAUGUUGGGGAAGGAGAAAGAAGAACACGAGAGAACGAAGAAGGAGCUGGAAGAAGUGCGGGUCAUUGUUCAGGACGGGAUGAAGCUGUACAACGAGCAACUGAGACAGAGGAAAGAGAUGGAGGAAUCUGUGAAGAGACAAGAGGAAGAGCUUGAGAAGACAAAGAAGGAGAAGGAAGAAGCCUGCUUGAUAAGCAAGAACUUGAUGCAACUAUAUGAAGACGAGGUGAGGCAGAGGAAAGAAACAGAGGAGUUAGUGAAGAGAAGAAGAGAGGAGGUUGAGAAAGUGAGGAAGGAAAAAGAAGAAGCUUGCUCUGUGGGACAAAACUUCAUGAGGUUAUACGAAGAAGAAGCAAGACGUAGAAAAGGAACGGAGGAAGAACUCAGCAAGGUCGCUGCUGAGAAAGACGCAGCUAGCUCUGUCUGUUCAGAUAUUAUGUUGCUUCUUCAGAGCUACACUCGCCGCCAUGGAAUACCUUCUGGUUUCUCCGAUGAGGAUUCCCUUACCCGUCAGCCUCCGUCGUAUUUCAUCUGCCCAAUAUCGCAGGAAGUAAUGCGAGAGCCUCGUGUUGCAGCCGAUGGAUUCACGUACGAAGCUGAAGCCUUAAAGGAAUGGCUCGACAAUGGUCACGAGACCUCACCAAUGACGAACCUUAAGCUCACCCACAAUAACCUUGUUCCUAACCACGCCCUUCGUUCCGCCAUUCAAGAGUGGCUUCAACGCAACUCUUAAAAUGAAUCUUUGGUUAGUGUUGUGAAUGUAUUAAAUCUGAAGCUUGAUUAUUUGUUUGCAGCUAAGUUGCUUGCUGUGCUGAUGAGUGGAAUUCACAAAAAAAAAUAGAAACCGUUUGAUUCUUUGA
Molecule: messenger RNA, 1951 nt
Organism: Brassica napus (rape)
Lineage: Eukaryota; Viridiplantae; Streptophyta; Magnoliopsida; Brassicales; Brassicaceae
Product: putative U-box domain-containing protein 55
Exons: 10
Coding region: 115-1824 (569 amino acids)
Biological process (GO): protein ubiquitination
Molecular function (GO): ubiquitin-protein transferase activity
Source: RefSeq, a predicted model, not a curated record